CUAGGGUCUGAGCUGAAGGCUGGAGUCUGAGCCGAGGGCUGGAAGGGGGUGAGCUGAGGUUUGGGAGUCUGAGCUGGGAGGGGUUAGCGGGAUAAAGGGGCCCUGAGUAAAAGGAUCCACUGUGAAUUUGGCUCUGAUUGAGCAAGAGGUAGGGGCUGUAAGUGUAGCCUGGUUGUGAACAGAAGUUGAUAGUUGGGAGUGUGAACAGGACUAGGUGUGAGCAGUGAGUGUAAAUAUUGGGCUGAGAUUGUGAGCAGCCUGAGCGUAAGUGUUGUGUGAAUAAAAGCUGAAUGUGUGGGCUGUUAGUAUGAUGGAACUGAAUGUAAGUUAGGGGGUGUGAUUGUGAGCAGAGAUUGGUGUGCGGGUGUAAGCAAGUACAUUGUGUGUAAACAAAACCCCUGGGAUCUGAUAUGGGCGUGUGCAUUCUCUGCACUGCUGUCCUAGCUUGCUGCAUUUGGAUCAGAUACAGGUACAGUGACCUGAGAGAUGGCAUCCAGGCUCUGUCGCUGGUCUUAUUUUGAGUGUCAGUCUCGCCCAGUCCAGUUGGUACAAGCCUGUAUCUUACCCAGUGUGCCCUGCCUUGCAUCGCAAUACGGGAACCCCACUGAUGAUUCACGUCAAAGCACGAAGCUCACCCUAUCCAGGGUCACGGGUCAAGCGUUUCCCUGUCCCUGACGGCUAUGUCAGCUGGAGCAUCCCGUGGCCAAAAUAUGAGCCAGUGGACUACACAGCAGAUAUCAUCAAGGCUGGACCCGAGUGGGCAGACCCUGACUUCAGGAUGGAAGGACAAUCUGAACAUGGUCCACGAUUCAAUGCAGUGGAUGGCAGAAUAGAUCGGAGAAGUUUUCAGGGUUGCUAUGAGCUAGAUGAGGACAAGCUGCCUCGGAAUCCAAUGGGAAGAACGGGAAUCACUUCUCGAGGACUGCUGGGAAAGUGGGGACCAAACCACGCUGCUGAUCCCAUUGUCACACGGUGGAAAAGAGAGGCCGGUGAGAAGGUGAUUCACGAGCUAUCUGGCAAACCCAUCCUGCAGUUUGUGGCGAUAAAGCGGAAGGAUUGCGGGGAAUGGGCAAUUCCUGGGGGAAUGGUGGAUGAUGGUGAGCUUGUGUCGGCGACCCUGAAGCGUGAGUUUGGGGAAGAAGCACUUGAUUCUCUUACUGCCUCCAAACUCGAGAAGGAUCUCUUGAGGACACUGUUCCAAAGCGUUUUCAGUAAGGAGAAAGCCAAGGAGGUAUUUGCAGGAUACGUGGAUGAUCCUCGGAACACCGACAAUGCCUGGAUGGAGACAGUGGCAACGAAUUUCCACGAUGACACAGGAGACAGUGUGGGACAGAUGGAUCUUCAGUCGGGUGAUGAUGCUGGGUGUGUCCAGUGGUCUGACAUUGACCAGAAGUUGCAACUCUACGCCAUGCACUCCCAUUUCCUGAAGAGGGUUACUGACCUCUGGGAUGCCCACUGGUAGCGAAGAAUGGUGAAUGAGGUGGUCCAAGGGACAUUAACUCAAAGCAAAGUCUACAACGAAUGAAGAAACUGGGAGGGGGGCAGGGAUGGGGUGGGGAGUUUGGUGGUGGUGGAGGAGUCUGAUUUGGAGCCUAGUAAGCCCCAGUUAAUUAGUGCAACACACAUAACAUUACCCAGAUCAAAUGUUUUUGGUCAGAGGGCACAGGCUGUGGGAACAGGGCCGAACAGAAACUCGACCCUGGCAGGGUCUAGUCGGGUGGGAUCAUGGCACAUGCUCAGUUCCAAUAUCAUAUACAAGUACGGUGCUGGCCUUGUCAGUCCAUUAGGACCAGCUAUACUGGCCUCAUUGGAGAGUUACUCAUUUCAGAUAUAACCACUUACUAAUUUUGAACAUUUUCUUCAUAAGGUUUUAGUCAAACAUUUUUGAAGUAACAUUGCACAAUCCGGGCAGAUUCUGUGCAACUAGAUUGGAAUGUCACUUAAAAAGAAUGGCUGUACAAUGUAGUCAAAGCAGAAGGAAUUUUAAUUCCCCUCUCCUUUUUCCCUUCCCAUUGCUCUUUGCCUCCCUCUCUUCUGUACCCCUCACCACCUUCCUUCUCUCCAGCCUCUCCUUUCCUCCUUUCUCCUUCCAUCCCUCUUCCCUCUUGCUUGGCUUUCUCUUUCCUCUCCCCUUCCCCUCAUGUUCUCCCUCCACCUCACCCUCCAGUUCUCUCUCCCCAACCUCUCAUGUCCCACUCUUACCAUCACCUCCCCCCGCCCCGACCUCCAGCUCAUCCUUGUCCCUCUCCCUCCCUUCUCUGCUUCCAUCCCCAUUCCCAUUCAACAUUAAUGAUAUUUCAAGGAAAAUGCAAAAAGACUUGAAAGCACUUUCACUUCACCGUAAAAGAAUAGAAGUCAACCUCUGACCUGUCAUUAAAAGUAAGUGUUUGAAAUGUAAGGACAAAACAUCUACUAAAAAUGCCUCUGUGCCCUAACUCAGACUGCAGUGAUUUGAUUCCACAUGCUGCCUCAUUAAACGGUAGGUUUAAGUUGA
This is a messenger RNA of Carcharodon carcharias (great white shark), 2494 nucleotides long. Its product is annotated as ADP-ribose pyrophosphatase, mitochondrial-like. Gene Ontology annotation, molecular function: ADP-ribose diphosphatase activity. The record is from RefSeq and is a predicted model, not a curated record. Bases 608 to 1462 code for a protein of 284 amino acids. The transcript has 8 exons. NCBI's taxonomy places the organism in Eukaryota, Metazoa, Chordata, Chondrichthyes, Lamniformes, Lamnidae.